Messenger RNA from Ostreobium quekettii, 492 nucleotides. The record is from the annotation of a GenBank genome assembly. Lineage: Eukaryota; Viridiplantae; Chlorophyta; Ulvophyceae; Bryopsidales; Ostreobiaceae.
AUGUUGUGGGUUGUUAAGAUUUCUGACGGUGCGGCUGUGCGGACCUGCAUCCAUGGCUGUGCGCUGGGGUUUUGGCCGGACUGGUGGGCGAGCGAGAGUGUGUGUGAGGAGCCUUUCGAGCGUUGCAGCAGGCAGAGCGGACGCCCGUGGGGUGCAUUGCACUGCAGUCACGUCCUUGACUGGCGGUUUGAUUUGAACGUUGUUCGAUUGCAGCCUGCUCCGCUGGAAGCUGCGGCUCGACGCAAAGCGGGGCGGAGCCGCCGGGCAGCGACACUUGCAGGUGGCGCCUUCCCUUCCUUCUGCUGUUUUGGUCGAGCGCCGUGUGCUGGUGCGGAAAGGGGGGUUUGGGUGGCGCUGUUGAGAGCGUUGAAUGUCAAGAGUGUCGGUGCAUCCGGUGGGGCUCUCCGGGGCUGGGGUGUGGGUAAGAUGGUUAUGCGCCGAAAUGAUGCAUGUCACCUAACGGGCACCCCCCUCCGAGGCGAGAGUGCGUGA